Molecule: messenger RNA, 1500 nt
Organism: Brassica oleracea var. oleracea
Lineage: Eukaryota; Viridiplantae; Streptophyta; Magnoliopsida; Brassicales; Brassicaceae
Product: cytochrome b561 and DOMON domain-containing protein At3g61750-like
Exons: 4
Coding region: 194-1366 (390 amino acids)
Source: RefSeq, a predicted model, not a curated record
GAUACUUAACCACUGAAACAUCAACUCCAUCACCUCUUUCAAACUCCAAUCCAGGAUGAGAUUUUAAAACACAAUUUGGUGAUUAUGAUUGCUCUCCAUCUCCAACCACUUUCACCACCAAACCCGAUCACUCUUAUUCUCCUUCACCAAAAAACCUCCAUUGUCCCCUCUCUCUCCAGCUUCGAUCUUGGCCAUGAGAACCCUUCUCGGAUUCUACAUCCUCUGUCUUUUACUCGGACAAGAUCUUGCAGAUGACGUCACCCAGAACCUCUGUUUCACAAACCGUUUAUCCGACUUCCUCCCUCCACCGUACAGCAACAUCUCCGACUCCAUGCCAUGUACACCUCUCUGGAACACAUUCGUCUUAAGGUACUCAGAAAACAGAGAAAAUGUAAUGACGAUCAUACUCUCGGCUCUAUACACAACCGGGUGGGUCGGAGUCGGAUUCUCCAGAGACGGAAGAAUGGUGGGAUCAAGCGCGAUGGUAGGGUGGAUUACGAAGAAGGGUCAUGCUAAAAUCAAACAGUACUAUCUCCAAGGAACAGAGAGAGACCAAGUUGUGCCUGAUCAAGGAGAGUUACAGUUACAGAAAGUUCCUCCGGUGGUGGCUCUUCACGGAGCAAUGAUUUACUUAGCUUUUCAGGUGAAGUUUACUGUUAAAGUUCCUCGUAGAGCGGUGAUUCUAGCUUUCAGCUCAGCUUAUCCUUCCAAGCUUGGACGUUUGAGUAAGCAUGAUGAUAAAACUACUGUCAUCGUUGACUUAUCCAAAGCAAAUGGUGUAACAGCAUCCAUACAAACCACAGCUUCCUCGGAGAAGACAAGACAUGGAGUUAUAGCAAUACUGGGAUGGGGUUUUUUACUUCCUCUAGGGGCAAUCCUGGCGAGAUAUCUCAGGCAUAGAGACCCUCUUUGGUAUUAUCUUCACAUCGGUAUUCAGUUCACUGGAUUUAUCUUCGGUUUAGCCGCUGUUAUUCUUGGAAUCCAGCUUUACAAUAGCAUCCAGCCAGAUAUACCUGCACAUCGAGGCAUUGGGAUCUUUCUUCUAAUCCUCAGCAUUCUUCAGGUUUUGGCUUUCUUUGCGAGGCCGCACAAGGAGACAAAAAUGAGACGGUAUUGGAAUUGGUAUCAUCAUUGGAUUGGGAGGAUCUCUUUGUUCUUUGGAGCAGUGAACAUUGUUCUUGGGAUACGAAUGGCUAAUAGUGAAGAAGAUGGAUGGAGAAUUGGAUAUGGGUUUGUUUUGUCAGUGACAUUACUUGCUUUUCUUGUUCUUGAAAUAUUCAGGAUUCUUGACUCUAGCUCUAUUGGUUCACCUUCUUCUCACACGCCUCCUUCUUUUGAGACACAUCCAAGUUCUACUAGCGUUUGAUUAAAGAUCCUCUGUUUUGGAUUUUGUUGGCUAAAGUCAUUAUUGUCCUUAGAUUCAUAGUUAUUGAUUGGAUUUUGUUUAGAUUAGCAUGGUGGAAUUUAUUCUUUUCUUUUCUGAGGUUUGUCUUUUUUUUU